Messenger RNA from Sorghum bicolor (sorghum), 553 nucleotides. RefSeq names its product protein MHF2 homolog. The record is from RefSeq and is a predicted model, not a curated record. The coding region runs from base 78 to 413 and encodes 111 amino acids. The transcript has 5 exons. Gene Ontology annotation, cellular component: Fanconi anaemia nuclear complex; FANCM-MHF complex. Gene Ontology annotation, biological process: kinetochore assembly; DNA repair; replication fork processing. NCBI's taxonomy places the organism in Eukaryota, Viridiplantae, Streptophyta, Magnoliopsida, Poales, Poaceae.
AAUGCUCGGUCCUUCUUCCUUCCUUGCCCGGAUGCCCCGCACCCCCGCCCCGCCCUGCCCCGAAAUCACAAGCCGCCAUGGACGAAGAGGCAACCACAGGCAACUCGCCCGCCGCCGAGACAUUUGAUCCGGACCUGAUUCACGCCAUCUUCAAGCUGGUGUGGAGGCGGCGGGCGGGGAAGGGCGGCGGUGGCAAUGAGGACAUCGACGUGGAGCCUGCUCCAGAGACCUCGAGGAGAAAUCGGAGUACAACUGCCAAUGCAAAUGCUCUUAAAGUCAGCUGCGAACUUCUGCGAAUAUUUGUUACAGAGGCCAUUCAACGCUCUGCUUUUAUCGCCGAAGCGGAGGAUGGUACUGUCAUCGAACCCACCCAUCUAGAGCGUGUGUUGCCACAGCUGCUCUUGGACUUUUGAGGUACUCCAUGGAGCUUCCAAAACCAUCUAAGCGUGAGUGGAAUCGUGUGGCUGAUCAAUUUCUUGUAAACAUUGAUGAAAGAUAAACACGCAGCUUCUACAUCGCUUUAAAAAGUUAUUGCAAAUGCAUUUCUUGGAUU